This is a messenger RNA of Vigna umbellata (rice bean), 1189 nucleotides long. Lineage: Eukaryota; Viridiplantae; Streptophyta; Magnoliopsida; Fabales; Fabaceae. The record is from RefSeq and is a predicted model, not a curated record.
UUUCAGUGUACCGAGGUGAAGGAUGACACAAAUCUCAUCGACCGUGUACUUGCCUGACUUUGGAAUGGAGGACCCCACUUUGUUUCAUCAAUACCCGAUGGAUUCCUUUCCAUUCCAGCUCGAUGAUUUUGACUUUGAGUCAUUCUCCGCGUCCCCAAAGGGUUCUUCCUCUCACAAGCGCUUGAGCUCCGAAAGCACACAAAACUCUUCCCUCACUCAAAGUCCUGAAACUUCUGUUGCCCCACCAAGACCAACCAAGCAACCCAAGACUACAAUGAGUACCUGGAGUGCUUACGGCACUGACAUGAUAGCUCCCAAGGCUGCUUCCUCUUCGUCCUCUAAAAUCAUCUCCUUUGACAAAUCCAGUGCAUCUUCUGUUUCUUCCCAACAACUCUACAAACUCGAUAAUGCAAAACUACUGAAGAAGCCUAAAAUUGAAACUGGGUAUGGUGAGAACCUGGAUUUUUCUGCUGUGGCUUCUCAAAGAUUCUAUGACAACAACAGUUUUCUAGACUAUGAUAAGCAAGAGAAAAAGGCUGCAGUUACAAUGGCAAGAAACCCAACCCAAGCUCAAGAUCACGUCAUAGCCGAAAGAAAACGAAGGGAAAAGCUCAGCCAAAGGUUCAUUGCUCUUUCAGCCUUAGUUCCUGGACUCAAGAAGACGGACAAGGCUACCGUCCUGGAAGAUGCUAUAAAGUACGUGAAACAAUUGCAAGAACGGGUAAAGAUUCUGGAGGAACAAAGUGUGGAUAAAACAGUUGAAUCUGCAAUCUUUGUGAAGAGAUCUGUUGUCUUCUCCGGAGAUGACAGCACCUACUCUGGUGAAAACUCUGACCAAUCACUCCCCGAAAUCGAAGCAAGAAUUUCUGGCAAAGAGGUACUCGUCAGGCUCCACUGCGACAAACACAGUGGACGAACAGCUGCUAUACUAAGGGAAUUAGAGAACCAUAAUCUCACAGUUCAGAGUAGCAGCUUUUUGCCCUUCGGAAAUAACACUCUUGACGUAACUAUUGUUGCUAAGAUGGGGAAGGACUACUGCUUGACUGCAAAAGAUCUCAUCAGAAGCUUAAGUCAGUGUUUGAGGCAGCUUUCGUAGGAAACAAUUAACCAGUUCAAGCAUCCACUCUGUAGCUACGUUAAUUUGUUGCUGUGCAUCCUUCACUAUACAGGAAAAGAGCUUAAUAAAAAG